AUGCUACGCACAUCCUUCAGCGUCUUCGACGCCCUCGUUUUUGGGCGUGGGACCGCCGUUCGCCACACUAGCACCACGAUACUGAGGAAUGUCGCCGUUCGCAGCAGUCCACCAAGGACGGGGCUGCCUUGGGCAAGAUCCUUCACCGCUUCCGCACAUGCGGCGCCAACCAAGACAUCUCCGCUGUCCGGCGGCUUCCGGUUGAGGCGUCCGUUCCAUACCACACGGCCACGACGAACCGCAGACACCGCGGGAGCUGGGGAGGCCACGGCGGAGGAGGGGUCGUUGUCGCUGAGCGCGCGGUUGAAGAAGCUGUCGCGGGAAUAUGGGUGGUCGGCGGUUGGGGUGUAUUUGGCGUUGUCGGUGCUGGAUUUCCCGUUUUGCUUCUUGCUUGUACGGACGGUUGGGACGGAAAAGAUUGCCCAUCUUGAGGAAAUUGUCAUCCGGAACGUCCAGAAGAUUGUUCCCGACCGGUUGCAGGCUUGGUGGGUUGAAUAUCGCCAGGCAUUGAAGGAUGCGAAGCGCGAGCGGGUGGGCGAGGUAGAUGAGGUUAUUGGCCACGGUGUUGCCGAGGCCGAGCUGAGGAACAAUGAGGGAGCGAGUCUGGCCACGCAGCUUGCGCUCGCAUACGCGAUUCACAAGAGCUUCAUUUUCCUCCGUGUGCCUCUGACUGCAGCCGUCACGCCCAAGGUAGUCAAGGUCCUGCGGUCUUGGGGCUGGCAGAUUGGCAAAAACGUGAAGAAGGCCAAGGCAUGA
Molecule: messenger RNA, 756 nt
Organism: Dichotomopilus funicola
Lineage: Eukaryota; Fungi; Ascomycota; Sordariomycetes; Sordariales; Chaetomiaceae
Exons: 5
Coding region: 1-756 (251 amino acids)
Cellular component (GO): mitochondrion
Source: RefSeq, a predicted model, not a curated record